Aplysia californica (California sea hare) is the source of this 1480-nucleotide messenger RNA. RefSeq lists its product as uncharacterized. The transcript has 2 exons. The record is from RefSeq and is a predicted model, not a curated record. NCBI's taxonomy places the organism in Eukaryota, Metazoa, Mollusca, Gastropoda, Aplysiida, Aplysiidae. The coding region runs from base 83 to 793 and encodes 236 amino acids.
GCUGUGUAAACUGGACCCCUUCCUGCUAUAAAACAGUUGGGGACAUCUACGUUUGAUCAUUCUACACAGAACAGCUACAAUUAUGAUGUCCCCUGUGUUCCUGCUCCUGCUCUCUCUUGCCGCCACUGGCUGCAGCGCCUUUGGUGGCAUGGGACGCUUUCACCAUAAUCCCAUGUUUGGCGGGAUGGGGAGGUUUGGCGGGAUGGGGAGGUUUGGCGGUCAAGGUCAAGGUUUCCCCGGCAGAUUUGGAGGUCAAGGUCAAGGUACUUCAGCUGGUCCCGCGACUGGUCGAGCCUCUGCCGACGUGUGUAGCGGGAAGGGUACUCUGGGGCAAAGAUUCGCCGUCAACGUUGCCGUUAACGACGCUAACAACGACGGUUUUGUCACGGGCCCAGAGGUCUACAACGACUCAUUACUCUACGACACCAACAGAGACGGCUGCAUCACUCAGGCCGAAUGGGAACGGCGCUGGAUUGGGCAACUCCACUUUUCCAAGGAAUACGAUAACCGUCCAGCCUUUAUGGCACCAAGCAACGAUACUGCAUGCCCCAUCAGGUACGCCAGUUUCCAGAACGACACCAGCUUCAGGAUGUCGCUGGACACUUUCAUUGGGGAAAAUCUGCAGGUGCUCGUGAACACAUGCCAGGGCGACAACUCUCUGCUCAUCUCCAACUGCGACUGUCUACAGUUGUUGGGCGCUUGUGUGAACGACGUUUCGCUCAGCGCAAACUCCGUGUGUAAGGCGUACGUGGCUCAGCCAGUUAAUGCCACCACUACAGCCGCCCAAGGUUGAUUGGGACGUCAGAAACUGAAGUACCCACCUCCGUGGUCUUAGCUUACUUUACUUUUACUUUUUCAUCCUCUGUUGCCGUCAAGCGUCGAGUUAAGAUGCAGUUUUCUGUGGCAGGCCAGCUCCGCAGCUCUUUCAAUUGUGAUGUUAUGUUUUCUUAGGGUUUCCUUGACCCCAUCGAUCGUGGCCUUCCUCGUCCUUUAUAGCUUGAGUGCUUGGUGCUGUAGGCUCUCGGGGCUGGCUGGUCAUGUGACAUGCGUAACAGGUGGCCAAACCAUUUUAUCCUCUGUCUUUCUAUGUAACGUAGGCAGGACCCAGUGCCGAUAGCUGCUCUUACUUCUUCAUUUCUCUGUCUGUCUCGUCUUGUGAUGUUAAGGGUUUUGCGGAGACAUUUCAUUUCGCAAGGGGUGAUUUUUAUUUCAUGUGUUUUGCUUAAAGUCCAGGUCUGACACUGAUAACAUAAUGUUGGUAUGAAUAUUGAGGUGAUAAGCUGUCUCUUGGUGUCCAUGGAGAUAUUUGGAUGAGAUAGUGGUUUUAGCACCCGCUAAAAACCCCUCCCUUUCCCUCGAGAAAUAAAUUGAUUGCAAUUUAGGUAUAAAGCUUUGUUGGGGGCUUUCACUAACUGUGGGACAUUUCCCUGGAUCCGGCUGGUAAUGCAUUUCAAAAAAAUAAAUAUUCUGGGAAAAAAUA